Molecule: messenger RNA, 1470 nt
Organism: Malaya genurostris
Lineage: Eukaryota; Metazoa; Arthropoda; Insecta; Diptera; Culicidae
Product: segmentation protein fushi tarazu
Exons: 3
Coding region: 1-1470 (489 amino acids)
Biological process (GO): anterior/posterior pattern specification; negative regulation of transcription by RNA polymerase II
Cellular component (GO): nucleus
Molecular function (GO): RNA polymerase II cis-regulatory region sequence-specific DNA binding; DNA-binding transcription factor activity, RNA polymerase II-specific
Source: RefSeq, a predicted model, not a curated record
AUGGCUGCUCAUCAGUUGGAGUAUAGUUCAAACUACUACAAUGCGUAUUACAAUUGCGGACAAAUAUCUCAAGAGCAGCACCAAACCGGUUAUUCUUAUUCACUACCAAACAGCUACUGUGGUAGUAAUUCAACCUGGUAUCCAAACCACACAACUAUGCAGAACCAGAUGAAACAAAAACAAUCAGGGCAUCAAACGCCAGAGGAGAUAUCAAAUUCAACAACACAUGGAAAGUUAAAUGAAGCACCAUCGGAAGGCCAACAUUCAUAUUAUGCCAAUUCGCAAUAUUACUCAAACCAAUACUAUUGCCAACAGCAGUUGAACAAUUAUCAUAAUUAUUAUGCUUACCAACGUGGGUAUUACACUCAUAAUGGAGACACAUUUGCGUCGAAAACACCGGAAACAGCCGACCAUUCUACUUGUAAUAUAACGUCUAAUACAUACCCUGUGUCAUAUCAGCCGAGUGAUUUUGCAACACAAUCCAGUACAUUCAAAGAUCAAACCGAAUUUCCGUGUUAUAAAAAGUCAGAUUCAUCACCAAAUUCUAAAUUCAGCGAAGAGAAAACAGUUGCAACUAAUAAAAGGAAAGCAGACUGUGAACUAACCAAAGAAGACUCUCCUGCCCUACGGGCUCUUCUAACAAACCCAGCAAAAAAAUUGAAAUAUAUACCGGGAUACAGCUCAUCAGGUGUCAUAAGUUUAAUGUCCCCGAUAAGCGACCGAAUGGUUCCUGAAAUUGUACCACCCUCUCCUAAUAAGACCAAUGAUAGUAUCGACAGUAUUUUAGAGUGCGCCAAUAACGGCUUCGAAACAAGUAUUCAAAAUGACAACGUCAACUUUUCGCUGAAUCAUUAUUCCAACCCACCAACUGCAUCCACCUAUGAUGGUGUUAGCACUCCGCCAUUAUCACCAAAGGAUUCGGAUAUUGCAACGUCAUCUCCCUCAGUCGAUAAUGGAAUAUCGAAAGAAUCAUCAAAACGUACGCGUCAAUCGUAUUCGCGAUACCAAACUCUAGAGUUGGAAAAAGAAUUUCAAUAUAAUCGAUAUCUGCAAAGGAGGCGUCGCAUUGAAGUGGCUAAUGCUCUGAAGCUCACCGAACGUCAAAUUAAAAUUUGGUUCCAAAAUCGUCGGAUGAAAGCGAAAAAAGAUCAAUCAGUUUCUAGUCCUGAUAUUACAUUUGAUGAUGGACACCUACCUGUGUAUAACCACCCAGAAACCGCGCGUCAAGUUUCUUUUAGCCAAACACACACCAUAUCGCACGGAAAUUUCCCCUGUUAUGAUACGAAUUUAUCACAGGACUAUAACAACUCUGCACUAGCCAUUCAAGACUUGGAUACUACGUGCUUCACCAUCCAUUUGAUCGAUCCACCUUACUCGCUUACUACUCCUUACUGCCUACCGGAUCACAUUCAAGAAUCUUUUUCACGUGGUUGCGUCCGUUAUCCUGAUGACAUGCUCAGUCUAUCGUGA